ACACUAUUGUUUGAAACAAUUCCUAAACAAUUGUUAAUUUUUAAAACACUUUAUAUGUAAACAAGUACGGGUUUUGUGAAUAGGAAUCCAAAGACUUACAUAAUAUUAUAGGAAAUUCGUUAUCGUUGAUAAAGAAUUGUAAAUUGUUAUCAGUUGAUAAUUAAAUCGCAUGGACGAAGCAGGACAUAGUGUUUUGUUGAAGUUCCUCGGACGAAGCCCAAAAAUGUCCGACGGAAUAUCAUCACAAGUACCAGGCGAACAGAAGCUCCGUGGGGCUACCGAGAGCGAGACAGACGAACAGAAAGAGAUGACAUCAUUUCACUAUGAUCCCGUUCUUACAGUCACUACAGAAGAAACAUCCUUCAACAAUGGUGGCAUGAGAGUGCAAAAGAUUACAGUGUCAGAAGACAUAUCGGAUAGCAAAUCUGGUGUAGAAAUCCAUCGCUCUUUGGAAGUUACAAAGGGCGAGGAGAAGAUGCCAGGUGUAAAUCAAGAUACGGCAAUAAGUGACGAUAGCAGCAGUAUUUCAAAACAACAGCAACAACAAGAUAAACCGCAAGAUGAGAAAAAGCCUCGAACAAGAAUACCAAUGCAUAACUUCAGGCGCAUCGUGAGAAAGGCCACUGAAGAUAUAAAUUUAUCGCAUCAAACUGUACGGGAGAUUUCCAGAAUUCAAAAAAAUAAAUCAUCAAUACCCCGAUUUAAAGAUGAAAGAAUCACACCCUCAAUCAAUAUACAAAAGCAAGAAACAGAGACGCCAAGAACUGACGAAGAAUUCGACAAAAUAUUCGAAGAAGUAGUAAUAAAUCAAAAAAGUGUUGACAGUCCACCAUUGUUCAAAGAUCCAAAGACACUUGAGACAAAAUUUGAGGAAAUAAUCCACGCAUAUGAUGAAAAUGAAAGCAAACCAAUAAAAAUUGAGAAAACUGUACUUACUAAGAUACCUUUGUUAAAACGGAAAAGUGAGUGUGAAAUGGAUGUUCCAGUACAGAAUGCAAAAAACUCUGUUAAAUCAUCAACAGAACUUGCUCCAAAAAGUUUAACAACAAUUCAGGUAAGCGAGACUAAAGCUAGUGCAAAAACAUUGACUAAAAACUUGUUUGAAAAAAAUGAACAGAAUGCUCAUAUUGACGUCGAGUGUAACACUGUAAGUAAUGUAGAACUCUUAACCACAGAAUCCCACCAGAAAUAUUGUAAUCAAUUUACAAAUAUGAAUCAUGAACUGAUACAAAGUGAUACAAUAAAAAAAUUCAAAGAACAUGACAAUGACAAACAAAGUGAUAAUGGGGAUAUUACAUUUGAUAAGUCAUCCAAAGAUUUAUAUGCAUCUACGAGUAUAAUCAAAGAAGAUGACAGCGACAUAAUAGAUUCCAAUGCUUCACUGAAAACAAAAGAAAAUUCUGCAGUGUGUACUGUUGUCAACAAACUAGAAGAAACAUCCUUGACAAACAACAGAUAUGAAACAACAAGUAUUGAAGAUGAAGCUGAUAUAGUAGAAAAAGAAACAGUGUUAGUUGAAAAACCAGUAUUUGACAACAUUUGUGACAAACUGCAAGAUAACUAUAAUAGAAAAGAAGAGAAGUUAAGCAAAGGAGAUGAAACUGUUCAAACUGCAAUAGCCAAUGUUGUAGACGUAGCUAAUGUACAAAGUUUACAAGAAAAUACAUGUAGAUACGAUACUAAAAUUGAUUCAAAUGUAACUAUUUUAGAAGAAUCAACAAGUGUACCUGAAAGUACACUAGCGGUGAAUUUAGUAGAAUAUGCUACCUCUAAUGAUCCUAAAGAAAUUGGACAGCAAAAAAAUAAGAAUAUAAAAGAAGAUAAUAUUCAUUCUAAUUCUGAUGAUGUCAAUAGUAAUUUUGAAAGUAUCAAUAAAACUUUAGAGAUCAAUGAAAAUAAAAUGAGGAACAAAACAUUAGCAAAUGCGAACAUUAAAAACAAAUUGAAUUUUGGAGAACCUAUGCACACCACACUUUCUCGCGUUGAUGUUAUAUCUCAGAAUAGCACUGAUGACGGCGAAAUAAAUAUAGAAAACUUAAAGAUCUCGAACAAUACAGCUAUACUUGCAAAAGAACCGAAUGUUAAUAAUAAAGCUGCUGAAAAUUUAAAUCAAUGUCUUUUGUCUGAAUCUAUUAGUUCUGAAAUUAAUAAUAAAACCAAUACAACAAGAAUUAAUAUAACCGUAAUAUCUGAUGUUGAGAGUGUAAAUAACAUGGAAGAGAGACAAACUUCGUCUUUUAAAAAUGAAAGACAUAUGAAACAAAAACCGAAAUUAGACAAAAGCAUGAUCAAAGAAAUUUUGAACUCCGACUUAAAAGAAGAAGACAUUUUAAUCAUAAAAGGCAAAGUAAAUAGAAUUAAAAGCAGAUUGGAUUCGAGGGACGAUAGUCUAAAUCUAAAUAAAGAAAUAGUAAACGAAGUUCCUAAGAAACUUGUUGUAUCGAAAAUAGCUAUGUUUGAGAAAAUAGAUCUCAAAGAUGAUGUAAAAAAUAAAUGUCGAGAUUCCUUCAGUAGAAUAGAUAGAGAUAAGCCAAGAAUUGUGGAUGAAAUUAGGAAACCGCAAAUAACUUCAAAAUUUGCAGCAGUAACCAAAUUCCCUGACCAAAAAACAAUUAAUUAUCCAGCCAUUAAAUCUUCAAAAUAUGAAACUUUACCAGCUGUUAAUAAAAUAAUGGGAUAUAAUGAAAAUACUAUAUCAAUAGGGCUUUGCAGUAAAGAUAUAAAAUUUUCUAAAAUUAUUGGUGAUUCAUUCGAUGAAGAAUUAAAAUUAACCAAUAGCGCUAUACUUUCCCGAUUGGAAAGUAGAGAUGUACUAGAGAAUACAAAAAGUACCAACGUAAAAAUCAAUGAAAAUGUAGUUUACUCUCAAGAUUUCCAAGAAGAUAAUGAGAAUAAUGGUGUUAAAAUUAGAAGUGUUAAAAAAAUAAAAAAAAGGGAUAUGAGGAGGGGUUUAUCGUACACAACUAGUGAAGUGAAUAAAAGAACUGUAAUGCGUAGAGCUAUGUCAUGUGGAGGUAAUGAAAGUGAUGCCAAGAAAAACGUGAAGAAUCUAGUUGUGGAAAUGGUUUCACUGGAGCGUAUGGAUUUGGAAAGGAAAGGUAUUAUUGAUGUUAGAGAGAUACCAAAGCAAGGCUCGGUGUCCGAGAAGAUUGCUCUUUUUGAGAAUAAGCUAACCCCAAAUAAAAUAGAAGGAACUGGCCAAGCUAAGCCUGGAAAGUCAAAUAUUGAAGAAAACAGGAUGACUGAAGACGAGCUAACACAGAAAGUGGCAGAGCUUACAGGCGCCCGGAGACGUUUCGGAAGACGAACUGAUAUGAAGUUUAUAGAACUGCCAGAUGGAGGGAAGAUGCCAGCUAUAGGUCUUGGAACUGCAUUGCUUAGCAAAGAACUUACAAAACAUAUUGUAAGUGCUGCCAUAGACCUCGGCUAUCGCACCAUAGACACAGGGUAUAUUUACGGAAAUGAAAAAGAAAUAGGUGAAGCGAUCAAUGAAAAGAUAAAGGAUGGAACGGUGAAGCGCGAAGAUUUGUUUAUAAUAUCGAAGCUGUGGAGCACAUUCCAUCGUAAGGAUCUGGUGGAGAAGGCAUGCAAGAUGUCCCUCAAGGCGAUGGGAGUCGAGUACUUUGAUCUGUACAUGAUACACAAUCCAAUGUCUUUUAAGGAAGGCAACGACCCGUUACCGAAAAUCGCAGGAGUGCUUCAGUACUCUGAAUCCGAUUAUUUAGACGCAUGGUACGGGCUUGAACACCUCAUCAAAAAGGGGUACGUGAAGCGCGGAGGAGUCAGCAACUUCAACUCGGCACAACUCGAUAGAGUUAUUGAUAAAGGAAGGAUCAAGCCCGUUGUCAACCAGGUGGAAUGUCACCCUUACUUGACCCAGCAUCGUCUGCGGGAGUUCUGCGAGAGUCGCUGUGUCAAGUUGAGCACUUAUGGCGUGCUGGGGUCCAAAGGGACGCCAGUUGAGCUGAAGAGCGGUCUACCGCCAGUCAUUGAUGAUGCUAUGGUGGUGGUGAUGGCUGCCGGGCUCAAUGUAACACCAGCACAGCUGCUCAUAAGCUACCAGCUGCACUCAGAACACAGCGUGGUUGUGAAGUCAACCUCAGCAGCUCAUCUGUGGAGCAACCUUCAGUCUUUGGACGUGAAGCUGGACCCCAGCCACAUUGCCGCGCUGAACGCCCUCAACAGAAACAAGAGAAACUUCACUUUCAUUGGGAUGGGCGAUACACACAGGAACUAUCCAUUUAGAAUUCCAUUUUAAGUUCGACCUGUGGUAGUUAACGCUUAUUUUCUAAACCAAUAGCACUAUAAUAUGGACAGUUCACAUUAACUGUCAACUGUAUUAGUUAACGAGGCGAGAAGCGAAUAGAGCUAGAAAGUAAAAACGACUUAGCGAGACUUUGCAGCAAGAAGCGAUACUUUAACGAGAGUAUUUUACCAGAAGAAGUGUUGUAACGAGGAGUACGUGUAGCUAGCUGGUGAUUAGCGACACGCAGAAUUUGGCACAUUGCUUGACGGGGUUUCUGUGUGUCUUGUGUGUUGCAUCCUGGGCUAAGAACCCUCUCACUACCAGUGUACGAGCGUGACGGCCGAUUACUCGUGCUAUAUGAGAAAAUAACUGGUACUAGUCUCUCGGUGUGUAUUUCUGACAACCCAGCGAGUGUUAUCUCUGAUAGCUCUUCUUGGAGUCCUCGUCGGGCAGUGUCAAACGACAGCGAUGAACUAUCUACAUAUAUCUUUUAUUCACUAUAUUAAUUGUCUAUGUAUAUUUAUUGUACCUUUCUUGAUCGAGAAGAUAGUUGCCAAAGACUAUAAGAUUCAUUUAUUAAGUUUAUUAAACAAAAAUACAAUAAAAGAAGAAUAUUUAAAUCAU
Messenger RNA from Leptidea sinapis, 4870 nucleotides. RefSeq lists its product as uncharacterized. The record is from RefSeq and is a predicted model, not a curated record. Gene Ontology annotation, cellular component: cytosol. The transcript is spliced from 14 exons. NCBI's taxonomy places the organism in Eukaryota, Metazoa, Arthropoda, Insecta, Lepidoptera, Pieridae. Gene Ontology annotation, molecular function: aldose reductase (NADPH) activity. Bases 170 to 4258 code for a protein of 1362 amino acids.